CGGGGGAUCUGCCUCUUAGAGGCGCCUGGUGGGGAAGGGCCUGGUCAGCUGCGUCCGGUGGAGGCAGCUGCUGACCCAGCUGUGGACUGUGCCAAGGGCAGGAGACGGAGAGUCAGGAGUCCUGGGCUCUCGCGGAGGGGUAUCAUGGGCCACCUCGUGGCAUCCCUGUGGCCCCAGGUCGGCUCCCUUUGUCUCCUGCUUGCUGGGGCCGCCUGUGCGUCCCCGCCCAACCUCCCGGACUCCAAGUUCGAGAACAAAGCGGCCUUGCUGGCGGCUCGCGGGUCCGAAGAGUUUCUGUGCUUCACCGAGCGGUUGGAGGACUUAGUGUGUUUCUGGGAGGAAGCGGCGAGCGCCGGGAUGGGCCCGGACAACUACAGCUUCUCCUACCAGCUCGACAAUGAGCCAUGGAAGUGGUGUCGCCUGCACCAGGCUCCCACUGCACGAGGCACGGUGCGCUUCUGGUGUUCGCUGCCUAGAGCCGACACGUCGAGCUUCGUGCCUCUAGAAUUGCGCGUCACAGUAGCCUCCUCCGGCGCUCUGCGAUAUCACCGUAUCAUCCACGUCAAUGAAGUAGUGCUCCUGGAUGCCCCCGUGGAGCUGGCAGCGCGGCUGGCUGAUGAGGGCGGCCACGUGGUGUUGCGCUGGCUCCCGCCGCCUGGGGCACCCAUGCCGUACCACAUCCGCUACGAGGUGGACGUCUCGGCUGGCAGUGGCGCAGGGAGCGCGCAGAGGGUGGAGAUUUUGGAGGGCCGCACCGAGUGCGUGCUGAGCAAUCUGCGGCGCCUGACGCGCUACACGUUUGCUGUCCGCGCGCGUAUGGCUGAGCCGAGCUUCGGCGGCUUCUGGAGCGCCUGGUCCGAGCCUGUGUCGCUGCUGACGCCUACUGACCUGGACCCCCUCAUCCUGACGCUCUCCGUCAUCCUCGUGCUCAUCCUGGUGCUGCUGACAGUGCUCGCCCUGCUCUCCCACCGCCGGGCUUUGAAGCAGAAGAUCUGGCCUGGCAUCCCAAGCCCAGAGAGCGAGUUUGAAGGCCUCUUUACCACCCACAAGGGUAAUUUCCAGCUGUGGCUGUACCAGAAUGACGGCUGUCUGUGGUGGAGCCCCUGCACCCCCUUCACAGAGGACCCACCUGUCUCCCUGGAAGUCCUCUCUGAGCGCUGCUGGGGGACCAUGCAGCCAGUGGAGCCAGGGACAGAUGAUGAGGGUCCCCAGCUGGAGCCGGUGGGCAGUGAGCAUGCCCAGGAUACCUAUCUGGUGCUGGACAAGUGGUUGCUGCCCCAGAGUCCUCCCAGUGAGGACCUCCCACGGCCUGAUAGCAGUAUGGAUAUAGUGGCCAUGGAUGAAAACUCAGAAGCAUCCUCCUGCACAUCUGCUUUACCCUUGAAGCCCAGCCCAGAGGGAGCUUCUGCUGCCAGUUUUGAGUACACCAUCCUGGACCCCAGCUCCCAGCUCUUGCGUCCAUGGGAACUGUGCCUUGAGCUGCCCCCUACCCCACCCCACCUAAAGUACCUCUACCUUGUGGUAUCUGAUUCUGGCAUCUCAACUGACUAUAGCUCAGGGGAUUCCCAGGGAGCUCAAGGGGGCUCAUCCGAGGGCCCCUCCUCCAACCCUUAUGAGAACAGCCUCAUCCCAGCCUCUGAGCCUCUGCCCCCCAGCUAUGUGACUUGCUCUUAGGACACCAGCCUGCAGAUGAUCGGGGAUCCACUAUGAUCCAGAGAGCCAGUGCAGACUCAAGACUUACUGAACAGGGAUAGCAAGGCCUCUCUUAAGAGUAGGGGCAUUGCUGAUUUUGUCUGCCCAACCCAUCCUGCUCAGGAAAUCACAACCUUGCAGUAUUUUCAUUGUAUUUUAUUUUUUUGAUACAGAGUCUUACUCUGUCUCCCAGGCUGGAGUGCAGUGGCGAAAUCUCAGCUCACUACUACCUCU
This is a messenger RNA of Sapajus apella (tufted capuchin), 1926 nucleotides long. RefSeq names its product erythropoietin receptor (gene EPOR). NCBI's taxonomy places the organism in Eukaryota, Metazoa, Chordata, Mammalia, Primates, Cebidae. Gene Ontology annotation, molecular function: erythropoietin receptor activity; protein binding. Gene Ontology annotation, cellular component: external side of plasma membrane; membrane. The transcript has 8 exons. Bases 145 to 1674 code for a protein of 509 amino acids. The record is from RefSeq and is a predicted model, not a curated record. Gene Ontology annotation, biological process: hemopoiesis; positive regulation of cell population proliferation; cytokine-mediated signaling pathway.